Molecule: messenger RNA, 915 nt
Organism: Paramecium tetraurelia
Lineage: Eukaryota; Ciliophora; Oligohymenophorea; Peniculida; Parameciidae
Exons: 2
Cellular component (GO): cytosol
Source: RefSeq, a predicted model, not a curated record
AUGGCAUAUUCAACUUAAAUUUAAAAUCUAGAAUAAUAUGUGGAAAUAUUGUAUAAGAAUGAAUAUAAAGAGUUGCUUAAAGUUGUUAUUCAAGGAGAAAUAAUCAAAUCAACCAAAGAUGAAAAAAUUAUUUUGAUUGAAUAUUCUUUAGAUUUAGGAUUUAAAUCUGAUAUUGUACCUCAUAUAUUAUCAGGAAAAGAAAAAUAAUAGUAAUAGAGAAAAAGAUUUGCUUUACUUAUUACAGAGCCCUAAUAUUAUCUUAAAUAUGUAAAUAUCAUGGAGGCUUUGCAUUUAGGAAUCUAUAAAGAAGUAAAUGAAGAUUGGGAAGUUUAUUUAGCAAUAGAAAAUUAAUAUCCAGAUUUAGAAAACUUAGAAGGUAUUGUCAUUACAGGCUCUACUAGUACAGCAUUCGACAUGUCAGAGAAUUGGAAAGAGCCCCUGGUUAAUUUUUUAAGAGAAGCUGAUAAACGCUAAAUAAAAAUGGUGGGAAUAUGUUUUGGUCAUUAAAUUUUGGCUCAUUGUUUAGGAGGAGAAGCAAGGAAAAUGACUUUUGUACCUCAUAUGUAAGUUGGUAGGUUAGCUUUACUAACAGGUUUGAACUUUGGAGAAUUUCAGAUAAAAAAUCUAAAUGUAUAUUAAAUUCAUGGAGAUUAUGUUUUUGAACUUCCAAAAGACUCUGAGUUAUUAAUGAGUGCACCACAUUGUUAGAAUUAUGCUUUUAAAAGUAACCAUUUACUAGGAUUAUAAUUUCAUCCAGAAUUUAAUCCAAUUAUUUUAAUAUAUUUUUUUUGGGAUUUAGAAAAUGAAAAUUUGAAAGAAGUUUAUCUAAAAGAAUGCUAUGAAAGCUUUCAAAAAGGAGAAGAUAAUUAAUUUGCAAUUUGGGAAUAUAUAUUAAAUUUUUUGAAAAAUAAAUGA